Closterium sp. NIES-67 is the source of this 1638-nucleotide messenger RNA. The record is from the annotation of a GenBank genome assembly. NCBI's taxonomy places the organism in Eukaryota, Viridiplantae, Streptophyta, Zygnematophyceae, Desmidiales, Closteriaceae.
UCCUAAACACACCUAGACUCCGUCCUUAAUCCUAACAAGUGGUAUCAGAGCCAUAUUAAGGACAUUGAGAGGAGUCUACAGAAUUGUGAAGACCCUUCUAGACCCACCUUGGCCUGUGGGUGUGCCUAAGUGGUGUUCUAAAGGUUGGAUGUGUCUUCCGCUAAGGGGAAACUCUGCCGAAAUUUCGUGGACGCCGACACUUGUGAAAAUAUCAAGGGAGCUGUGUGUGGACAGCAAAGGGGAGCUGAAAUUUGUCAUUUCUCAAGGAGAAGAUGAAUGAGAGAGGAGGAGAUGCUAAUGGAAGAGGAGCUGUACCUGAGAAGACAAGUGAGCCGCCACCAUCAAAAGUUGAAGCUUUGGAUGGCUCCAAUUAUGAGGAAUGGAGCGGGCGCAUGAGGAGUGCCUUCAAACGCUACAAGCUACUGAAGAUUGCUGUUGGGAAGGAGAAGAUACCGGAAGAAGGCGAAUCACGUGAACGGUGGAUUGAGAAAAGCGCGGUGCUUUUCGAUCUCAUCCUUCAAUCGGUCAACAAGGAGAUGUUCGAACACAUCAAGGAUCUUGUGGAAGCGGAUGAUUCGGGUCCAAGGGCGUGGAAAUUACUACGCGAUGUGAUUCAGCCCAACACUCUCCCGAUGGUGAUCGUGCUCGAGAAGGAACUUGCUGCCAUCUCCAUGCGACCAGGGGACGAUGUGAAGCCGGUCCUUGACAAGAUUAAGGACACCUAUGCAAGGAUGGCAGCAGCGGGCAGCAGUGUAUCUCAGCUGCAGCAGUGCACCAAGAUCAUCUCGGUGUUGGACAAAUCUUGGGACAACCUCAUCCCCACCCUCAACUCUCAGCAAGAUCAAUGGACACCUGAGUGGCUAAGGCAGCAGAUUCUGCAGGAGGACUUCCGCAGACGCCAUGUGGGAGGUGGUGCCUCCACUAAGACUGCUGAGGGGUAUGGAGCUGCAGGGCGCGGCAGAGGAAGAGGAGGUUGGAGAGGCCAAGGCCGUGGGAGGAGCUUUGGCAGAGGUAGAGGCCGAGGUGACUAUAAUGAGGGGCAUGGGAGCUCCAGUGGCAAGGGGAGUACCAGAAUGGAGGGCACCUGCUGGUACUGCAAGAAGGUUAAGGGAGCUAACGGGGAGCUUGUGGGGCUUGGAAAUGUUCUGCUGGUUGAAGGUUUGUCUGCUAACCUUCUCUCUGUGCGACGACUGCAGAAGAGCAAGGCCGAAGUGACCUUUGGACCAACCAGCUGCCGUGCUAAGCUUGGGAAGAAGGUGCUGUGGAGUCUGGAAGAGGAGAACAGCUGCAUCAAGGACCUGUGGCAGCUGCCCAUCAUCCCUUGGAAUGGGAAGACUCCAACAGCAGCAACGGCAGCAGCGGCAAAGGCAACAGCUGGAGGAGAUGCAACUGCACCAACUGAUGGGGUCCUGGAAGCAGUCAAGAAAGUGUAGCAGCAGCAGAUACAUGGUGAGGUGCUUGCUGGUGUGGAUGCGAGUGCGGCAUGGGCUAAGGCUUCAUUAAGGAGUGGAGAGGCCGAUUGGGAGACAUGGCAUGAGAGGCUGUGUCAUGUGAACUUCCCUAUGCUGCAGAAGUUGGUGAAGGAUGGGAGCCUGAAGGGCUUGGAGGUGAAAGGGGGAAUGAAGGAGAUUGGGAGCU